AUGUUGAGUCCUGCCAACGGGGAGCAGAUCCACCUGGUGAACUAUAUGGAGGAUUACCUGGACUCCAUCGAGUCACUGCCUUUCGACCUGCAGAAGAAUGUCUUGCUGAUGCGGGAGAUCAAAGCCAAAUACCAAGAGAUCCUGAAGGAGCUGGAUGAUUACUAUGAGAAGUUAAGGGAGGCGGACGGCACCCAGAAGAGGCAGGUGCUGCACUGCAUCCAGAGGGCCUUGAUCCGCAGCCAGGAGCUAGGCGACGAGAAAAUCCAAAUCGUCAGUCAGAUGGUGGAGUUGGUGGAGAACCGCACCAGGCAGGUGGACAGUCAUGUGGAGCUCUUCGAAGCCCACCAGGACAUCAGUGACAGCACUGGCAGCAGCAGCAACACUGGCCAGGACAAGUCGAAGAGUGAGACAAUGGCUCAGGCAGACAAGCCGAAUAACAAGCGGUCCCGGAGGCAGCAAAACAACGAGAAUCGAGAGAAGGCAUCUACUAAUCACGACCAUUAUGACAUCGCCUCAGGAACGCCCAAGGAGAAGAAAGCAAAACCCUCAAAGAAGAAACACUCCAAAGCCAAAGCAGAGCCUUUUUGUCCGGGCGGAGUCCCUGGGCUGCCUGGAAUCCCUGAUUCUGAGCCCUGA
This is a messenger RNA of Arvicola amphibius (Eurasian water vole), 636 nucleotides long. Its product is annotated as inhibitor of growth protein 1-like. Gene Ontology annotation, cellular component: nucleus. Gene Ontology annotation, biological process: positive regulation of DNA-templated transcription. NCBI's taxonomy places the organism in Eukaryota, Metazoa, Chordata, Mammalia, Rodentia, Cricetidae. The record is from RefSeq and is a predicted model, not a curated record.